Molecule: messenger RNA, 2061 nt
Organism: Dermacentor andersoni
Lineage: Eukaryota; Metazoa; Arthropoda; Arachnida; Ixodida; Ixodidae
Source: RefSeq, a predicted model, not a curated record
AUGGGUGGGGAGCGGACAAUUGGAAGCACCACGAUCCGGGAGAUCUCGCCGCAGAGCGAGACAUUCAUCAACAGCACCACGUUCUUCAUUGCCCUGAUCACCGUGGUGCUAACGGUCGCAAUUAUCGGCACGGCAGUCUUCCUCCUCUUCUUUGGCGAAAAGCCACAUGGCAGUCGUUUAGGGCUAUGCUCAAGCGAUGCCUGCAGGCGCGCUGUGCUCGACAUGCACAUGCUGAUCGACAACAGCAGGAACCCGUGCCACGACUUUCACGGUCACGUCUGCCAUCGCUGGCAGCAGAAGACAACUGCUGCCGAUGCAGACGUCGUCAGUUUUCUUCGCAACGGUACGCGUCAUCUCCUGGAACACAUCAACAUCAGUCUGAGCAUGUCGGAUAGCUACGCGGCAGCUUCGGACGACUUCUACAGCCUGGCCAAGUUCUACAGGUCCUGCGAGCGCUUCGUGAGCACGCCUACCUUGUCCAUGAGCGACGUGCUGCAGCCCUUCCAGAAGUACGGCGACGUGGUUCUCAAUCUUUCCACAUUCCCGGAUGUUGUACGGCACAUCGUGGAACUCUCGCUGGCACACGGAAUUCACACCGUCCUCGACAUACGCCUGAGCAAGUUUCCCGACGGCGUGUUCCUGCGCAUCUUACGCGGCCAAACGCUGGCGCAGAAGAUGGACGUGCAACCCGUUCUGCCCCCGGAGGACUACCUGCAGGAACUGCUACACGAGCUCUCAAGCAUUCGAGACCGCCAGUUCAACCUCACUGACAUCCUCUACUAUGAGCACACGGUGAGUAGUAUCAUGGUGCAAGCUGGUCAGGAGCAAAGAGAGAGCGCGGCCGUUUUCGAGCACCUGACCACAGCUGUGCGUCAAGCCGAGUGGCUCGAUGCUCUAAAUGUGUACCUACCUGACGAGCGAAAGGUGAGCAACCACUCCAUAAUAUCUAUCGACAGCAUCGACUUGAUCCGGCGGCUGUUCGACUUCUUCAAAGAUCUUGUCGACUAUGGUGUGGUCUAUUUGUACAUCCAGAUUCUAAUCGACGGGCUCCGGUUUGAUUAUCUGCGUCGAGUGAAUGGCAGUGACCCCGAGCGCGUCGUGUCGUCGUGCCUUCACGCGACCCGACUCGUGAUACGCAAUGCGAGGAAUGUCAUUGCAAGACACCUGCUCCGGGAAAAGCGCGCGAACGCCACCAUUCUUCCGGUGUUCUCAGAGGUACUCAGGGCCAUCUCCGCCGGCAACAGGUUCGCAUGGAUGAGCGAUUUCAUGAGGCAAGAGGCACAAAGGACGCUCCAUGAUGCCAGGCUGCACCAGUUCCCAACCUUCGCGAAGGAAGGUCCCGUUCUCGAGCACGGCGACCUGGCUGAGGCCUCCCUGAUCAACGCGUUUCCGGGCCUCUUCAUUCGCCUCAAGGAACAGCAGCAGUGGAGCCAACUUAAACAUCCUCCGGCGGUGCGCGAGGCUGAGAUGGACGACGCCUUCCUCUUGAGCAGCAACGUGCUUCACGACGCGCUCUCCGACAGUGUCGUCGUGCCAGCGUCCCUGCGUCGGGAGCCCGUCUUCUACGACGGCGACGUGCCACCCGAGUUUGCAUUGGGCAGCCUAGGCGUACUGCUGGCCAGAGCACUUUUGUACGCUGUGGUGCCGUCCAGCUCUUUAGCCCUGUGGUCGUCGGAAGAAAAGCUUGCCCUGCUCCGCUACGAGCAGUGCAUGGACGAGAAGGCUCGUUCGGCGUUCAACGUGAGCCUCCUUUACAGGCGCGACCACGAACCUACCACGAUCUACGUCUUGGCUCAGAGUGCUCGCACCGCGUACGACGCGCUCGCGACGGCGUACAAAGAGCGCCAGCCGACCACCGACUGGGACAGCUACUGGAACACGGCUCAGAAGACUUUCUUCAGGCGCUUCUGCCUUCUCUCCUGCGGUGUGGAAAGCGAACUGCAGCGCCUCGCGUCGGAGAUCUUCUGCUUCCUUCCGCUGCUCAACAUGGAGGAAUUUGCGAAAGCCUUUAGUUGCCGGAACCCGCCAUCAAUGUACAGCGGAGCUUAUUGUGUUCUGUGA